This is a messenger RNA of Bactrocera dorsalis (oriental fruit fly), 8083 nucleotides long. It is a transcript of the gene Gyc88E, whose product is annotated as soluble guanylate cyclase 88E. The coding region runs from base 1773 to 5051 and encodes 1092 amino acids. Gene Ontology annotation, cellular component: guanylate cyclase complex, soluble. Gene Ontology annotation, biological process: cGMP biosynthetic process; response to oxygen levels; nitric oxide-cGMP-mediated signaling. Gene Ontology annotation, molecular function: oxygen sensor activity; heme binding; guanylate cyclase activity. The transcript has 12 exons. The record is from RefSeq and is a predicted model, not a curated record. Lineage: Eukaryota; Metazoa; Arthropoda; Insecta; Diptera; Tephritidae.
CCUAGAAAUUGUGUUACAUUGUGGUCGAUUUUGGUUUUAUACCCUUAAAUACUUUGACAACACUUUGAAAAUAGAAACAAACAUUAUUUAGUCUGUAUUUUGUAUUCUUUAACACUGUGAAUAUCCCAAAAGCCGAAGCUACACUCUUAUGAAUGCAACAACAUGCCAAUAUUCCCAUUACUCAUUGGCUUUCUUACCUAUCUACGUUUUAUUGCAUAUUUUGUUGUGAUAAAAUUUUUCGCGUCAACACUUAGCGUCAAACAACAAAGCCGUGCGGACUUACCGCCUACUCUAAUGGCUACAAAAAUACUUACACUCAUACAUACAAACAUUCACAUUUAUUUGGGGGUGGCAAAUACACUUUUAUAGCCAUGCACACAGUUACAUCCACAGUUGGCUGCUGCUUUUGCUUUUACUGCCAUUUAUGCCUGUCAAGAAGUGUGGCGGUGUGCGUGCAUACAUAGCAGAUGAUUUCGAAAAUUAUUUUUCGAAGAUCCUUAUUCGAAAAACGUUAUCAGCAUGCAGUGGCAGCAGCGUCGGCUGAUGCCAUGCCAAAAACUGAAGACCACUUGCAGUGUACUUCUGUUGAUGCUCGUGUGCGGUUCACCAAAGCUCCGUCUGCAGCUUCUAAGCUAUGUAGUGCAUGUGCAUCAGUAGAGACAAUUCGAUUUUGUGCUGACAACUGUGCGCUAGUGUGUUGUUGUUGUUAGUAGCUAACUGCGGUUGAUGCGCACAGAAAGUAAUGCAACUUGCCUCAAAGGGUCGGUAGCUCGCUAAGCAUCGUUUUGGUGUUUAAUUGAACGCGCGAUUCCGCCGUGAGUGGUAGUGCCAAAGUCGUGGCGCAAUCGAGGAAAAGUUAACCUUUCUUAAGUGCUUUACUCGUACCCGCUUCUCCGCUAUGUCUGUCAAACAAAUUUAAAAGUAUUUUAAUUAAAUGCCGUCGCUUUAAUUUGUUGCUGAAAGGUGAAAGAAAAUAUUCGACGGUUAAUUGUGAUUAGUAAAAAUGAAAGUGGAAGCAUACUUUAAGGCGCUGUGUUGGGUACAACAAAAAAGUGCAGCAUAAACAGAAAUGAAAAUAAAGUAAAACAGAAUAUAAUAAAAUAAAUAGCCAAGACAAAGCAAAAAAUUAAAGUGCGAACAAAAUAAAUGAGCAUCAUAAGAAACACAUUGUAAUACAUAAAACAUAGCUAGACAUUGCAAAAGAAAGAAAAGCAUAAACAAAAAGAACUGAAAACAACAAUAAGUUAUAUAUAUAAUCUAAUAUAGCUGGCGGCUGUAUGCUACCCAAAGGACUUUCACUACUCACAGUUUACAUGUGCUCCACUAUACCCAGCGUAGCGGAUCCAGUUCUUUAAAUAUUAAAGAGCUUGUGUGCAACAAACAACACUACCGGAGCGGAGGGUAGUGCUAUAGCGGCUGAGAAGAAUUCCGCGCCUGCAUUAUAGAUGAAAAUGUGACCUAUCGCGAUUGCGUUUUCUGUAUCUACCAUUCCAAAUGCUCAGAGACAGCGUCAUUUCUCAACCUCUUAUCCAUCCACGCACUUAUGCACUGCGCGAAAAUGGCUUUGAAGUAUCAAAAAUGGAAGUUGGCAAUUUAAUUAAUGGCAAUAGUCAUCACUAAAUAAAUAUAUUUACAUACAAGCCGCUCCUGUAGUAACAUAAAGUACGCAUACCAUUGCAUAAAUACCUAUACAGAUAACAACUGAAUCAAUUCCAUCACAGCAUCUCCACCCCCUCCGCCGCGCGUUUGAGUACGUGCAACUAUCAUUGAAAAUGUAUGGUUUACUGCUGGAGAAUCUCUCCGAGUAUAUUAAAUCAGUGUACGGCGAGGAGAAAUGGGAAGACAUCCGACGUCAGGCUGGUAUCGACUCGCCAUCAUUCAGCGUACAUCAAGUCUACCCGGAGAAUAUGCUGAACAAGUUGGCGAAGAAGGCGCAACAGGUACUCGGCGUCUCCGAGCACGAAUUCAUGGAUCAAAUGGGUGUGUACUUUGUCGGCUUUGUCGGACAAUAUGGUUACGACCGCGUGCUUUCGGUGCUUGGUCGGCAUAUGCGUGACUUUCUCAACGGUCUCGAUAAUCUGCAUGAAUAUUUAAAAUUCUCAUAUCCACGCAUGCGAGCGCCAUCAUUUAUUUGCGAAAACGAGACGCGACAGGGACUCACAUUGCACUAUCGCUCGAAGCGGCGCGGCUUCGUCUACUACACAAUGGGGCAAAUACGUGAAGUGGCGCGACAUUUCUACCACAAGGAGAUGCAUAUCGAACUAGUGCGCGAAGAGAUACUCUUCGACACCGUACAUGUGACAUUUCAAUUGACAUUUGAUAAUCGUGCAUUUACGCUUGCAUCGUUGGCGAUGACGCGCGAGGAGAAGCAUUUACCCAUCAGUGCACAUGUGCUCUUCGAGAUAUUCCCAUUUUGCAUCGUAUUCGGCGCCGAUAUGGUGGUACGCAGCAUUGGCAAUUCUCUGAUGGUCAUCCUACCCGACUUGCUGGGGCAAAAAAUUACCGCCUGGUUUGAUCUGGUGCGCCCUUUAAUUGCCUUCAAAUUCCAAACUAUUUUAAAUAGAACAAAUAACAUUUUUGAAUUGGUCACGGUUGAACCAGUUACCGAUCGCGUUGAUCUUCAACCUUCCACCGAGUUGCUGUUGCACGAUGACGGUUCCGAGCCUGAAAAGACGCUGCGUUUGAAAGGUCAAAUGGUCUACAUGGAGAAUUGGCGUAUGAUCAUGUUUCUGGGUACACCGGUUAUGCCUGAUCUCAACUCACUCAUAACAACUGGCCUUUACAUUAACGAUUUGUCAAUGCAUGACUUCAGCAGAGAUCUCAUGUUGGCCGGCACACAGCAAUCAGUCGAACUCAAGUUAGCGCUCGAUCAAGAACAACAAAAAUCAAAGAAACUGGAGGAGUCCAUGCGCAAACUGGACGAAGAAAUGCGGCGCACAGACGAAUUGCUUUAUCAAAUGAUUCCAAAACAGGUGGCUGAUCGUUUAAGACGCGGAGAGAAUCCCAUUGACACGUGCGAGAUGUUCGACUGUGUGUCUAUACUUUUUGCUGAUGUUGUUACGUUCACCGAAAUCUGCAGUCGCAUCACACCCAUGGAGGUGGUGUCCAUGUUAAAUGCAAUGUAUUCCAUAUUUGACACGCUAACCGAGAGAAAUAAUGUUUACAAAGUGGAAACUAUUGGUGAUGCCUACAUGGUUGUGUCGGGUGCGCCAGAAAAGUCCGUCAAUCAUGCGGAUAAAGUUUGUGAUAUGGCCUUAGAUAUGGUGGAUGCCAUCACUGAUCUAAAAGAUCCAUCGACGGGCCAACAUUUACGCAUACGUGUGGGUGUGCAUUCCGGUGCGGUGGUUGCGGGCAUUGUUGGUUUAAAAAUGCCGCGAUAUUGCCUCUUCGGUGAUUCAGUUAAUACGGCGUCACGUAUGGAAUCCACGGGUUCUGCAAUGAAAGUACACGUUUCCGAGCCGGCAAAACAAUUUCUCAGCCCUUGUUACAAGCUAACGGAACGCGGUGAAAUCGAUGUCAAAGGGAAAGGUCCAAUGAAGACAUAUUGGUUGGAAGAGCGUGAAAAUCGCAAAUCGUUACAAUUGCCACCCGAACUUUUCCAUCCAAUUUCAACGUUUACUGCAGCAACAGUAACGACUGCGACCUCAAUUCCGUCGACUGCAGCCUCUACAACCGACCGUCGUUUGAGUGUUUCGCAAACUUUAAAAGCAAUUAUGCCAGCUGCUGCCCAACCGGUUAUCGGUUCGGUGGAGCGUAUGCAAUUGGCAAACGCCACAAGUGCCAUGAUCAAUUCAAUGGAUGCAGCGAGCGCGGCAAGUACGACCUCACCACCCCAGACCAGCGCUGGUAAAGAGCGUGGACGUAUUUACUCACCGGUAACCUUCACAGAUAUAGCGCGUCGCAGCAUAGCAAAUUCGCCUGUGCGCAAUUCAUUCGGAAGCAAUGAAUGUGGUCGUGAAUCACGUUCCAAUUCAAUGGGUCAUGUUUUUAUGCGUACACCCAGCGAUAUUUUUGGUUCGCUCAUAUUAGAUACCGAAGAAUUUUUAGAAGAUUUGCAAUACUCACGCAAUUCAUUGGUUAAUAGUGGCACCACCUCAUCGGUUUGCCCCUAUAGUCCAACGCCCGCUUUUCGCAUAGGUAGCGCACCGUCCAAACCACGUCCCAAUAAUCCCGAUCAGUUUACACCCGAAGAGCUGGCUGCCAUGGACCAGAUUACGCCACCGUCGACAGCACCACCACGAGAAACUGUCACAUGCAAAGUGGCUCCAACCACAUCGUCAGCGUCGUUGGAAAAAUCAAAGGCUAGAAAAAUCACAUUUUCACGUAGCCUAACUAUACCACAAGAACCAAUUGUUUCGCCACCGCCACCACCUGUGCCACAGCAACCGCUAAAGGAGCAAUUAAAACAGCAAAAGGCGCAGGCAACCAAUAUUUCAAACUCCACUGUAGCCUCUAUACCAGUGCCGAUCAUACCUAAGGCCACUGCAGUUGCGAUGCCAACAACGUCGACCGCAAAGACUAAGAUCACAAACAACAACAUAUCAUUCGGCAGCAGUCGUACAUCAUCACGAGAAUCACUGUCACCGUGUUCGCCACCGAUUCGCUCGAAUUCGGCGCCAUUACCAAUGUCCAAAGCAGCACGUAAAGCAUUCCUCGCCGCUAAGCAGACAAAAGCUAUUGAAAAACUGGAUCGGAUGAUUGAGGAAGCAAAUGAAGUCGAUGUGCAAAACAAGCGCGCUAAUAUGCGACGCAUGGCUGCCUUUCGUGAUGAAGGUGGCGGUGAUGGAGGUGGUGGUUGUCCGUUAUUUUUACCACCACCGCCAGGCCCGCAGAUGACGAACUCCAUGUCAGAUUCAGGAUUGGCGCAUCAUGGACACAACCAUAAUUACUCGCAAAUGCAUUAUGCAACCUGUCACCAUGCACACGAACCGAAAAUGUCAAACAGUCACAGUUUCAGUCAUACUCGUGGUACUGCGCAUCAGUGUUGUACAGGCUACAAUCACUCAAAUGGGCGACAUCGAAUGCAUUCCAAUGCAUGUCAGUUGUUGUAAGGACCAAAAAUAGUCAAACUAUAGCAAGUUUAAGCUAUUGUAAACUCAACGUUAUUCCUGCAGUUAUCACGAGCCGACUAAAAUAUUUACAUGACGGAGACUGAUACGAGAUAUGUUAAAGCAUGUCUAAAGGCGACAUCGGUGAUAUUAAUAGACAGCAGAUAUUUGUACUGAGAGCCAAUUAGCUGCACAGCGAGAGUUUAAAGAGAUAUUAAGUUACAUUAAUAUUACUAAAUAAUAUUUCUAUAUACAUGUGCUUAUGAGGGUUGAUGAUGGUGCGAAAUGUAUUUUGGUAAAACUGCAGAAAAUGUUGAAAGAAUAAUGUUUGAUAUGUAUACGAGACUCUUAAUAGACAAAAUAAUAUUGUAGCAUACAAAAAUUUAUUUUAAGAAAUCUAUACAUAUAUAUGAAAAACAUAUAUUUGUGCAUACCAAAAAUUUCUAAUAUAGUUAAGGGAAACAUAAAUUCCCUGUCUAUGAGUGUUACCUGAAAACUAGAUAAGUAAACAGUAAAACAAAAUAUUUAUUAUGGUUAUUAAUUAGCAAUAAUGAUAUACAUAUGUACAUACGUAUGUAUGUGUUUUAAAAUGCGAAUCGAAUUGUUCAAAACAGUUUUAAAAUAUUAUAAUGUAUUAUAUUAUAUUUAUUAAUAUUUAUUUAUUUAUUAUCAUGUUAAAUGAUUGCGUUACUAGAAAGGGAGUUCCAAAUUCUUUUGUGGACUCUUGCCUAGCUGAUAGCUCUUAAUAUGCUCAUCAUCUUUAGUAAGCGUUAAGAUUAAGAAGCACUUUUGUGUCUGACUUUUUUCAUUCUUCAUUAUCACAUAAAUCCAGACUCCCAGAUUGAGUUGUUGUGACGGUGAAAGUAUAUGUUUUGUCUGAGCGCCGAAAAGUAAAUAUAAGUAGAGUUGCCAACCGAUUGUUGCGAGUGCGAGCAGUCUGGCCUUCGCUUCAGAUUUGUCAUAUGAUGCUCUGUCAUUAAACAAAACGAGUGUUCUCUCGUUAUACCAUGGACAGGGUAUAUUAAAUUUGUCACGAAGUUUGUAAUACACAGAAGUAAGCAUCGGAAACCCUAAAAAAAUAUAUAUAUAAAUGAUCAACGCAGGGAGCUAAUUCGAUUUAGCUUUGUACGUCUGUCUGCCCGUUCAUCUGUAUGUCAGUCUGUCUGUAUAUACGCCAUCUCUACUUCUUUAAUGGCGUAGACACCGCUUGCGUGGUCAUAGAAGAGAUAACAAUAGCGCGCCAGUCGUUUCUUCUUUUCGGAAUUUGGCACCAAUUCGAGUGACUAAAUCUCCACCUCCUCCUAAUCCCUCCAAUGGAGUGGAGGUCUUUCUCUGCUUCCGCCGGCGGGUUUAAUUUCGAGACUGACAUUGUUGUUGUUGUUAAUACUGGUUCCAGGACAGAGGAAAUUAUUUAUGACUUUGAACUUAUGACUGUCAACAGUGACGUGGGUACCUAGUCGCGAGUGCGACGACUUUUUGCUUGAUGACAGGAGACAUUUCGUCUUGCCCUCGUUCACUAGUCUAGAGAAAACAGAACUAACGACCCGGUUGUUAAGACCAAUGAUAUCAAUAUCUGCUGCUUGAUUAGCUCGGCCGACAAUCUAUCGGCUCCGCCUAUUUAUUGUUCUUCAAACGGGUAAUUGCUAUUCAAAUUUCUUCAUGGCUUCCGCACCAUCGUCAUCGAUUGGGGAAUCGAUGCUGAUCUCCGGGUUUUAUGCUUUCACUGCCACCCAGCAGGCUUGCGAAGUGUUCCCUCCAUAAUUUUAGUAUGAUGUGGGCAUCAGUCUUUAGAUCGUCUCUGCGGUGAUACAAGAGUAUGCUCCGGUCUUGAAGCCUUCUAUUACUCGCAGCAUUUUUUCGUAGAAUUUUCAAGCUGUACCCUGUCGGCUAACUCGCAAGCUCUUCGUACUCACACUUUUCGGCCUCUUUUUUUUGUUUACAAAUGCGUACCGCUUCCCUCUUCAACUCUCGGUAUCUAUCCCAUCCCGCACUGGUUGUGUUCGAUUGUAACUUUGCGAGGUAGGCAGUCUAUUUUCUCUCCGCUGCGACACGGCACUCGUUAUAAUACCAGCCGUUCUUUCGCCUUUUCCGAAAACCUCUGGUUUCGUUUGUAGUUGUACGUAAGGAUCUUGAAAUGCCGUCCCACAGUUCCCUUAUAUCGACUUGCUGAAGAGUACUCUCUGACCAAGAGUGCAAGUCAAGUAGAAAUAUACGCGAACUAGUCCCUCAGUUUUCUAGAUAUCAAUCUGAAAUUUUGCACACGCCUUUUCUUCCUCAAGAAGGUGUUCACUUGAAGGAACCGCCAUUAUCGGACCACUAAAAGUGCCUGUAUGGAAAAUUUUUUUUUUAUUUGAUAAGAUAAUUUUAUGAAAUUUGACAUGUAUUAUUUCUAAGACAGCGUUACAAUCUCCGAACAAAUUGAUCAUCUCGGAUGGCCACAGCAUAUAACUGUCAUACAAUCUGGACGCCCUUGUGAAGGAUCUUGUGUAUUAACUUAACGUUUUUUCUUGUAUUUUUUUUUAACUAUACUUAUCACAACUGUAAAAACAAGUAAAAAAAAUUAGUUAAUGUUGAAAUUGUAUGAAAAUUAAUCAAAACUCCUCUUUCAUAUCUACAUAUACUAGCACUAAAUAAUAUGGAAAGGCAAAAAUUCGUUUUCAGGAGAGAUUGCAAAGGCUUCACUGAGUGUUAUUAACCUAUUUCGAGCUUUUAAAAAUGUUUAGAUAUAAGUAACUGAAGUAUUUGUUUACUUUUUGAUUUUUUGAAAAGUACAAGUGAAAAUAAAAAAAUAAUUUGAAUGGCAAAAUCAAAAGGGUAAAUCUAUAUACAAAUAGGAUAUUAAAAAUAAUACCUCUUCAAACGACAAUAUACGAAUGGACUAAUGUCAUACUAUUAGAUAAAAUGUACAAAGCGAAUUGAAGAAAGAAUGAAGAAUGCUAAAUGCACGAAUAAAACUGAGAGAAAUAAUUAGAAAAAAUUCAAAAAAAAAAAAUUAAUGAAAAUAAUAUAAUAAAUAACAUUUGAUGUGAAAUGAA